CCCGAGAUUGGACUUCUCCCGUUCAUGCACCUUGCUCGGCGUCCUCUGCAACCAUGUCUGACAAACCCGAUAUGGCUGAGAUUGAGAAAUUCGAUAAGUCGAAAUUGAAGAAGACAGAAACACAAGAGAAAAAUCUACUCCCUUCAAAAGAAACGAUUGAACAGGAGAAGCAAGCAGGCGAAUCGUAAUGAGGCACACGCCGCCAAUAUACACUGUACAUUCCACAAGCAUUGCCUUCUUAUUUUACUUCUUUUAGCUGUUUAACUUUGUAAGAUGCAAAGAGGUGGGAUCAGUUUAAGUGACUGUGCUGCCCCUUUCCACAUCAGAACUACUGACGACGAAGGCCGCACCUGCCGCUCCCAUCUGUCUGGCUGGCUGGUGGGGAAGGGGGACAACUUGCAUUUUGGUGAAGGAACGAGCUGGGUGGGACAAGGUGAAAUCUAGAGUUAAAACCAAGCUGGUCCAAGGGGUCCUGUGGGCUGUAAAAUGCAGUUUAAUCAGAGUGCCAUUUUUUUUGUU
This is a messenger RNA of Myotis myotis, 519 nucleotides long. RefSeq names its product thymosin beta-4-like. The transcript has a single exon. Bases 54 to 188 code for a protein of 44 amino acids. NCBI's taxonomy places the organism in Eukaryota, Metazoa, Chordata, Mammalia, Chiroptera, Vespertilionidae. Gene Ontology annotation, biological process: actin filament organization; regulation of cell migration. Gene Ontology annotation, molecular function: actin monomer binding. Gene Ontology annotation, cellular component: cytoplasm. The record is from RefSeq and is a predicted model, not a curated record.